Messenger RNA from Eurypyga helias (sunbittern), 465 nucleotides. Its product is annotated as corticotropin-releasing factor receptor 2-like. Gene Ontology annotation, biological process: adenylate cyclase-modulating G protein-coupled receptor signaling pathway; long-term synaptic potentiation; cell surface receptor signaling pathway. NCBI's taxonomy places the organism in Eukaryota, Metazoa, Chordata, Aves, Eurypygiformes, Eurypygidae. Gene Ontology annotation, cellular component: dendrite; plasma membrane; axon terminus. Gene Ontology annotation, molecular function: G protein-coupled peptide receptor activity; peptide hormone binding; corticotropin-releasing hormone receptor activity. The record is from RefSeq and is a predicted model, not a curated record. The transcript has 4 exons. The annotation marks the transcript as partial.
GAAAUGCCUACAGAGAAUGCCUGGGCAAUGGGACAUGGGCUUCCAAGAUAAACUACUCUCAGUGCGAGCCUAUUCUGGACGACAAGAGGAAGUAUGCGCUCCAUUACAAGAUUGCUCUCAUCAUAAACUACCUGGGGCACUGUAUAUCAGUAGGGGCCCUUAUAGUUGCCUUUAUGCUUUUCUUGUGCUUGAGGAGUAUCAGAUGCCUGCGGAAUAUUAUCCACUGGAACUUGAUCACCACAUUCAUCCUGAGGAAUGUGAUGUGGUUUCUGCUUCAAAUGAUAGAUCACAACAUACAUGAAAGCAAUGAACCCUGGUGUCGAUGUAUUACCACUGUCUACAAUUAUUUUGUGGUGACGAACUUCUUCUGGAUGUUUGUGGAAGGCUGCUACUUACACACUGCUAUAGUGAUGACUUACUCCACAGAUAAGCUGCGGAAAUGGGUCUUUCUCUUCAUAGGAUGGU